ACCAUUUACAGCAAAUUGAAACUUAUAAACACAGUUUUACUUCCUGGAAAAGAAACAGACAGCAAACAGUUCAGAGCUUCUAUAACCAAAAAGAUUUAAAAGCUGAAAUGGCUUCAUCCAGUGAUUUCCUGUCUGAAGAGCAGUUCACGUGUUCCAUCUGUCUGGAUGUCUUCGCCGAGCCUGUUUCUAUCCCAUGUGGACACAAUUUCUGCAAGGCCUGUAUAACAAGACACUGGGAGGACAAAGCCCAAUGUCAGUGUCCACUGUGCAACGAGAAGUUCAACAAAGGGCUCAAACUCUGUGUCAACACUGGUUUCAGGGAGGUUGUGAACAAUUUCAAGAAGCACGGUGUCAGCAAAAAAAAUGAUGUCCUCGUCAAACCGGGACAGGUGCCAUGUGACUGUUGCACUGGCAAUAAAUUCAAAGCCUUCAAAACCUGUUUGGUGUGUUUGGCAUCUUAUUGUCAAACACACUUAGAGCCACAUAAGAGAGUUGCUGCAUUGAAGAAACACAAACUGACCGAUCCUGUGCAGAACCUGGAGGUCAAUGUAUGCAAGAAACACAACAAGAUGCUCGAGCUCUUCUGCAGAAAUGACCAGAGUCGUGUUUGUGCUCUGUGCACAGAACAUAGAGGUCAUGAUACAGUCCCUCUGGAGGAGGAGUAUGAGGAGAAGCAGGGUGAGCUGGAGCAGAAAAAGAUGGAAGUAAAGGGGAUGAUUCAAGAGCGACAAAAGAAGAUUCUGGAGAUAACAGAAGGGCUGGCCAAAAAGAGGGAACAAAACAAUGAGGCAAAGGGAAAUAGUGUUCAGGUCUUCACAUCUUUGAUAGUCUCUAUGCAACGAAGUCUCUCUGGGCUGGUGAACGCUUUUGAGGAGAGGCAGAAAACUGCAGAAAAACAGGCUGAUGUGCUUGUUGUAGAGCUUCAGAGGGAAAUCAUGGAGCUCCAGAGGAGCCUCACCAAACUGCAGAAGAUCUCAAAGACUGAAGACCAUCUCCAGCUCAUCAAGCGCUUCCUGUCCAUCACAUCUACGUUUCCACUCACCAAGGACUGGUCUGACAUCAGUAUCAGUGGACAGCACUGUGUGCAGGAUCUGAAGAGAGCAAUGGUACAGCUGCAGGUGACUCUCACCAAAGAGAUGCAGCGAGCUGGUCAAGACUUUAGAGCUUGCUAUGAUGAAUUCCUUGCUGAAGAAACUGGUGAGGAUAAGAAAAUGGUACACACAGAUCUGGAGAACCUGCCUGAAGGCAUCAAGCUGGACAUAAUCCGGCGGCAGUACACAGUAGAUAUGACAUUCGACCCAUGCAGUGCAAAUGAUUUCCUCGUAUUUUCAGAGGAUUUCAAAGCAGUGCAAACUCCCCAUAUUGUGUGGGUAAAUGGAAGCCCCCAAAAAUUCAACAGGCAUGCCUACGUCUUGGGAAAAAGGGGAUUUUCAAGAGGGAGAUUUUAUUACGAGGUUCAGACUGCAAGUAAGACCGGCUGGGAUUUAGGCAUAGUCAAAGAGUCACUGCGUGGGAUGAAGACAAUCAUACCAAACCCCAGGACUGGAGUGUGGGUCAUAAGGCUGAGGAACAACACCAAAUUCACAGCUUUAAAUAAUGUCCAUGUCAACCUGAACAUGUCAGAGAAACCAAACAGGGUCGGAGUGUUUGUAGAUUAUGAGCAGAGACUGGUGUCCUUCUAUGAUGUGGACACUGUAACUCUGCUCUACUCUUUCACUGACUGCCUAUUCAGUGGUAAAAUCUACCCAUUCUUUAGCCCCGGCCUCCCCGAGGAUGGUGUAAAUGGUGGUCCACUGGUCCUCUCACCAGACAACGAGUCAGACAAAAAAGUAAACAAAACAUCAGAGUUUCUAGGCUGGAGUUUUGCUGUUAUUGCUCUGGUUUUGAUUUCCUUUACAUAUCAAAUCAUCUUCAACAAGGGCUGAAACAGGUUGAUUUCUACAAAAAUCUUGUAAUGAUGAGCUCAGCUCGUGGAUAUUUGUGAAAACUAAUGUCACGUCAUAAUUUCGACUUUUUUAUCUCCUAAUUAUGGCUUUUUAUCUCAUAUUCAUGACUUUUCAUCUCAUAAUUUCAACUUUUUAUCUCCUAAUUAUGACUCACUGUGAGGAUAUUUUUAUUAUCAAGGCUAAAUUUGACCCUUUUUUUUUUCUGGUGGAAAUGGGCUUCCAUAGGUUGUUCAUUUGACUUGGUAUACUUGUUUUUUCACUUGUUGUUGAAUUAACUGCAUCCAAUGUACAAUUUACAUAAACAUUUAUUCUAUGCUUGAACUUGACCAUUGGUGUCAUUUCUGUAAUUUAAUUAACCACUCUAUCCAGCCACGUAUCACACAGACAGUCAACUAAACACAAUCAAACAAUGUCAAACACGCCCUCACACAGGCAUUGAUUAAAACUCUGUUUUGCAUAAAGACAAGAAGAAGAGAACAGAACGUACUAUUGAAUGAGAUGCCAAUACAAAACAUAGUGACAUCAAUACGACAUUUGGAAUACAGCCACAAUAACUUCACCCUCAUAUUCCAUGUCAGGCAAGACGUAAAUAAAAGUAACCUGAUUAUAUUAUUGAUCAGAUUUGUGUUAUAUUUUAAAUGUAUUACCUAUGAAAGGUCAACAUUAUACAUCAAAAACAGAAUUUAGGCCUGGUGUAUUUUCAUUUCUCAUUUAUAUGCAGAAAAUAAUCAUCAGUUUUUAUGCUGAGAAGAGAAAACUCAUAAAGUGAUUCAUUACAUUUCAGUGACAAAUACAUGAAAAUAUUAUUCUGAUGAAGAUUUAGCAUAAUAUCACUUGAGCUAACUUGGUUCAAAGAUGGAUUUAAUUUUCAGUCAAAUUUUUCUUCUUCUUGAUUUACGUGGGGAAGGCUGCCUGGCCAAACAGGAAUGUAACCAGCUCUGGUUUAAACCAAGGUCAAUAUUAACUGACUUACCCUAAGAACACAGAGCAGCUGCUUUUUUCCUAUCACUAUGUAAAAACGUACAGUAUAUACAGAGGCUAUAAGAAUGUGCAAUAUAAUGUGUCUUAUAUCGUUUUUUUCCCAAUACAACCUAUCUGAUGUUUUUUUUUUCUCCC
This is a messenger RNA of Solea solea (common sole), 3062 nucleotides long. Its product is annotated as E3 ubiquitin-protein ligase TRIM21-like. The coding region runs from base 108 to 1925 and encodes 605 amino acids. NCBI's taxonomy places the organism in Eukaryota, Metazoa, Chordata, Actinopteri, Pleuronectiformes, Soleidae. Gene Ontology annotation, molecular function: zinc ion binding; protein binding. The transcript has 2 exons. The record is from RefSeq and is a predicted model, not a curated record.